GCCUGGGAAGGACAAGCUUUUAGGCGCAGGCUCCGGAAUGGAGCCGGAGGCCGCUAGUGUGCUGCGGGGCUCCGAGAGCCUCCGCCGCUGGUGUGCUGUCGGGAUCCCGGAACCUCCGCCGCUGGUGUGCUGCCGGGCUCCCGGAGCCUCCGACCGUUGGCUUAACCGACCGGGCUAGGCUGGGCCGGGGUCUCCCGCCCCUAGCCGGAACACUGCGUCUGCGGCGCCACGCCCUCGGGCACCACCCUGCAGCCGUGGGCGGGCCCCUGGCUGCCCCCAGCCGGGGACCGCCUGCUAAUGAGAUGUUAAUGAGGCUCCAAUAAAGUCUGCCGGCUGAGCGUGCUUGGCCGAAGCCCACGCCCAGCUAGACUCGCCUGUCGGGCGCACCGGCCCGCAGCCCUCAACCCCAGAUUUUGGUCCGCGCCUCCUCUGCCUCUUCCACCCCCUCUUCCUCCUCCUCCUCCACCCUCCUUCCUCUGUCCCCGCCUCCCAACCCGCCCGGACUGGCACGCCCGCCUGGCAGGAAGAGACCCCUGCGGGCUCCCAAGCCCCCCGAUUUCACUUGAAGUGGAACGGAUUGCGGCUGUCUGUGGAGCAGCUGACAGAGAGGAGAGGAGCCCAUCUGGCAACCACGUGCCUCUGCCCCUUCCCAGGAACCCCUCCCUGGGGUCUCCAUGGCCUCACCCACCUCCACCAACCCAGCGCAUGCCCACUUUGAGAGCUUCUUGCAGGCCCAGCUGUGCCAGGAUGUGUUGAGCAGCUUCCAAGGGCUAUGCGGGGCCCUGGGGCUGGAGCCUGGUGGGGGGCUCUCCCAGUACCACAAGAUCAAGGCCCAGCUCAACUACUGGAGUGCUAAGUCGCUGUGGGCCAAGCUGGACAAGAGAGCGAGCCAGCAGGUCUACCAGCAGGGCCGGGCCUGCACCGGCACUAAGUGCCUGGUGGUGGGGGCGGGACCUUGCGGGCUGCGGGCUGCUGUGGAGCUGGCGAUGCUGGGAGCCCGAGUGGUGCUGGUGGAAAAGCGCACCAAGUUCUCUCGCCACAACGUGCUCCAUCUCUGGCCCUUCACCAUCCACGACCUUCGGGCACUCGGCGCCAAGAAGUUCUAUGGGCGCUUCUGCACAGGCUCCCUGGACCACAUCAGCAUCCGGCAACUGCAGCUCCUCUUGUUGAAAGUGGCAUUACUGCUGGGGGUGGAAAUCCACUGGGGCAUCACUUUCACUGGCCUGCAGCCUCCUCCCAAAAAGGGGAGUGGUUGGCGUGCUCAGCUCCAGCCCAGCCCCCCAGCCCAACUGGCCAAGUAUGAAUUUGAUGUCCUCAUCUCUGCGGCUGGAGGUAAAUUUGUCCCUGAAGGCUUCACAGUGCGAGAAAUGCGCGGCAAACUGGCAAUUGGCAUCACGGCUAACUUUGUGAACGGGCGCACCGUGGAAGAGACACAGGUGCCCGAGAUCAGUGGUGUGGCCAGGAUCUACAACCAGAGCUUCUUCCAGAGCCUGCUCAAAGCUACAGGCAUUGAUCUGGAGAAUAUCGUGUACUACAAGGAUGACACCCACUACUUCGUGAUGACAGCCAAGAAGCAGUGCCUCCUACGGCUGGGAGUGCUGCGUCAGGACUGGCCCGAUACUGAACGGCUGCUGGGCAGCGCCAACGUGGUGCCCGAGGCUUUGCAGCGCUUUGCUCGGGCAGCUGCCGACUUCGCCACCCAUGGCAAGCUUGGGAAGCUGGAGUUUGCCCAGGACGCCCAUGGGCGGCCGGACGUCUCUGCCUUUGACUUCACAAGCAUGAUGCGGGCAGAGAGCUCUGCUCGGGUGCAGGAGAGGCACGGCACCCGCCUGCUGCUGGGGCUGGUCGGGGACUGUCUGGUGGAGCCCUUCUGGCCCCUGGGCACUGGAGUGGCCCGGGGCUUCCUGGCAGCCUUUGAUGCCGCCUGGAUGGUGAAGCGGUGGGCAGAGGGCGCUGGGCCCCUAGAGGUGUUAGCAGAGAGAGAGAGCUUGUACCAGCUCCUGUCACAGACGUCCCCGGAGAACAUGCACCGCAACGUGGCGCAGUACGGGCUGGACCCCGCCACCCGCUACCCCAACCUGAACCUGCGGGCUGUGACCCCCAGUCAGGUACGAGACCUGUACGACGUGGAGGCCAAGGAGCCUGUGCAGAAGAUGAGUGACAAGACAGACUCCGGAAAGCCAGCCACUGGGGCAGUGGGCUCCCAGGAGGAGCUGCUGCGCUGGUGCCAGGAACAGACAGCUGGGUACCCCGGGGUCCAUGUCACUGACCUGUCUUCCUCCUGGGCUGAUGGGCUGGCUCUGUGCGCCCUGGUGCACCGGCUGCGGCCCGCCCUUCUAGAACCCUCCGAGAUCCAGGGAAUGGGGGCUCUGGAAGCUACUUCUUGGGCGCUGAAGAUGGCAGAGCAUGAGCUGGGCAUCACACCAGUGUUGUCCGCACAGGCGAUGGUGGCAGGGAGUGACCCACUGGGCCUCAUUGCCUACCUCAGCCACUUCCAUAGUGCCUUCAAGAGCACACCACACAACCCAGGCUCGGUCAGCCAAGGCUCCCCAGGCGCUGCCACUGCUGUACUAUUCCUUGGCAAACUGCAGAGGACCCUGCAACGGACCCGGACUCAGGAAAAUGGGGAGGAUGCUGGUGGCAAGAAGCCUCGCCUGGAGAUGGAGGCUGAGACCCCAAGUACUGAGGAGCCACCUGUCCAAGAGCCUGAUGAACCAAUGACACCGCCAUCCCAGCAGCAGGACGCCAGUGCUGAGGAUCUGUGUGCACUUUGUGGGCAACACCUCUAUAUCCUGGAACGCCUCUGUGCUGAUGGCUGUUUCUUCCACCGGAGCUGCUUCCGCUGUCAUAUCUGUGAGGCCACAUUAUGGCCAGGUGGCUAUGGGCGGCACCCAGGAGAUGGAUAUUUCUACUGCCUCCAGCACCUGCCUCAGACAGGCCACAAAGAAGAUAGCAGCGACAGAGGUCCUGAGAGUCAGGACCUUCCCAUGCCGAGUGAGAGUAACAUGCCAUUAGGCCCCAUGACUCCCGUGGCCCUCCACCAAGGGACCAGUCCUGUCCCAAACCCCAGCCAGCCCACCCGUCGACUGAUCCGCCUCUCCAGCCCAGAACGCCAGCGUUUAUCCACCCUUCAUCUCACCCCUGACCCGGAAAUGGAGCCUCCACCCAAGCCCCCCCGAAGCUGCUCUGCCUUGGCCCACCAAGCCCUGGAAGCAAGCUUCAAGGGCUGGGGAAUGCCAGUCCAGAGCCCUCAGGGUAGCUGCUGGCUCAGGGUGGAGAUGGUUCUUGAGGCCAUGGAAAAAGGGGAAGAAGAGAGUUCCUCCUCCAGUGAAGAGGAAACAGAGGAAGAGGAAGAUGUGCCUUUGGACUCAGACAUGGAACAGUUUCUGAGGAACUUGGCUAAGAACUCAGGCACCAUGAACAAUUAUCCAACGUGGCGUCGGACUCUGCUGCGCCGGGCCAGGGAGGAGGAGAUGAAGCGGUUCUGCAAGGCUCAGGCCAUCCAGCGGCGACUAAAUGAGAUUGAGGCUGCUCUAAGGGAGCUGGAGGCCAGGGGCACAGAGCUGGAGCUGGCUUUGAGGAGCCAGAGCAGUUCCCCCGAAAAGCAAAAGGCAUUAUGGGUAGAACAGCUGUUACAGCUUGUUCAGAAGAAAAACAGCCUGGUGGCCGAGGAGGCUGAGCUCAUGAUCACAGUGCAGGAGCUGAACUUAGAGGAGAAACAGUGGCAGCUGGACCAAGAGCUGCGAACCUACAUGAAUCGGGAAGAAACCCUAAAGACAGCUGCUGAUCGGCAGGCUGAGGACCAGGUCCUGCGGAAGCUGCUGGAUGUGGUGAACCAGCGAGAUGCUCUCAUCCGCUUCCAGGAGGAGCGCAGGCUCAGUGAGCUGGCCUCAGAGCCCGGGGUCCAGGGCUAGAAGAGGGCAGGCUGCCUGACUUAUCGGCCAGGAAGACUGCCUUACACAGAACAGUGCUAUCCUGUGUUCAUCUGGGCUGCCUGGGAGAGGGCCUCAGUGUUUACAAUAAAACGUUUCUGACAUAAACAGGA
This is a messenger RNA of Capra hircus (goat), 4045 nucleotides long. RefSeq names its product microtubule associated monooxygenase, calponin and LIM domain containing 1 (gene MICAL1). Bases 675 to 3914 code for a protein of 1079 amino acids. NCBI's taxonomy places the organism in Eukaryota, Metazoa, Chordata, Mammalia, Artiodactyla, Bovidae. The transcript is spliced from 26 exons. Gene Ontology annotation, molecular function: FAD binding; protein binding. The record is from RefSeq and is a predicted model, not a curated record.